GCCAGUGGAGAAAGUCCUCGCUCUCCCGCUCAUCUUUUCAUUGCUCUCUCUCCUUCCCGCAGACAACCCGGACCUCCUCUGGGCGCCAGCUCCUCGGCUCCAACCCGUCCAGAAUCAAGCGGGAUUUUUUUUUUCCCUCUAGAAAUUGGCUUUGGUGUGUCGCCCGCCCUCUCCCCUCCUCUUCGCAACUCCUCCCCUCUUUUUUUUUCUCCUCCUUCUUCUUCUUCCUGAGACAUGGCCCGGGCAGUGGCUCCUGGAAGAGGAACAAGUGUGGGAAAAGGGAGAGGAAAUCGGAGCUAAAUGACAGGAUGCAGGCGACUUGAGACACAAAAAGAGACGCGCUUCUCGCGGAUUCAGGCAUUGCCUUGCCGCUAGCUUUCCCCGCCAAGACCCGCUGAGGAUUUUAUGGCUCUUAGGCGGACUUAAGAGCGUUUCGGAUUGUUACGAUUCCGGUUUGCUGGGCUUUCGUCCGCGCAAUCGUGUUCUCCCGCAGCUGCCUUGGGACUGGCUCGGCGAAGGAGGAUGGAGAGGGGGCUGCCGUUGCUGUGCGCGGCGCUCGCCCUUGCCCUCGCCCCUGCUGGCGCUUUCCGCAGCGAAAAAUGUGGCGGGACUAUAAAAAUUGAAAACCCGGGGUACCUUACAUCUCCCGGUUACCCGCAUUCUUACCACCCAAGUGAGAAGUGUGCAUGGCUGAUCCAAGCUCCGGAGCCCUACCAAAGAAUCAUGAUCAACUUCAACCCGCACUUUGAUCUGGAGGACAGAGAGUGCAAGUAUGAUUACGUGGAGGUGAUUGAUGGAGACAACGAAAACGGCCGCCCGUGGGGCAAGUUCUGUGGGAAGAUCGCACCUUCUCCCGUGGUGUCCUCAGGGCCCUUCCUCUUCAUCAGAUUUGUCUCUGACUAUGAGACGCACGGGGCAGGCUUUUCCAUCCGUUAUGAAAUCUUCAAGCGGGGUCCCGAAUGUUCUCAGAACUAUACAGCUCCCAGUGGGGUGAUAAAAUCCCCUGGGUUCCCUGAAAAGUACCCCAACAGCUUGGAGUGCACCUACAUCAUCUUUGCACCGAAGAUGGCUGAGAUUAUCCUGGAGUUUGAAAGUUUUGACCUGGAGCAAGACUCAAACCCUCCAGGAGGAAUGUUCUGUCGCUAUGACCGACUGGAGAUCUGGGAUGGAUUCCCUGAAGUCGGCCCUCACAUCGGGCGCUACUGCGGGCAGAAAACACCGGGUCGGAUCCGCUCCUCCUCGGGCAUUCUUUCCAUGGUCUUCUACACCGACAGUGCAAUAGCAAAGGAAGGUUUCUCGGCCAACUACAGCGUGCUACAGAGCAGCGUCUCUGAAGAUUUCAAGUGUAUGGAGCCUCUGGGCAUGGAAUCCGGAGAGAUCCAUUCGGACCAGAUCUCUGCAUCCUCACAGUAUGGCAACAACUGGUCUGUAGAGCGCUCCCGCCUGAACUACCCUGAGAAUGGGUGGACUCCAGGGCAGGACUCCUAUCGGGAGUGGAUCCAGGUGGACUUGGGCCUCCUGCGAUUCGUCACGGCUGUGGGCACACAGGGUGCCAUCUCCAAGGAAACCAAGAAGAAAUAUUACGUCAAGACUUACAGAGUAGACAUCAGCUCCAACGGGGAGGACUGGAUUACCCUGAAAGAGGGAAAUAAGGCCAUUAUCUUUCAAGGAAACACCAACCCCACAGACGUCGUCUUAGGAGUUUUCCCCAAACCAUUGAUAACUCGAUUUGUCCGGAUCAAACCUGCGUCCUGGGAAACUGGUAUAUCCAUGAGAUUUGAAGUCUAUGGCUGCAAGCUAACUGAUUACCCUUGCUCUGGAAUGCUGGGCAUGGUGUCUGGACUGAUCUCAGACUCCCAGAUCACAGCGUCCAACCAAGGAGACAGAAACUGGAUGCCAGAGAACAUCCGCCUGGUGACCAGUCGCUCUGGCUGGGCACUGCCACCUUCCCCCCAUCCGUACACCAACGAGUGGCUCCAAGUGGACUUGGGGGAUGAGAAGAUAGUGAGGGGCGUCAUCAUUCAGGGUGGCAAGCACCGAGAAAACAAGGUGUUCAUGAAAAAGUUCAAGAUCGCCUAUAGUAGCAAUGGCUCCGACUGGCAAACAAUCAUGGAUGACAGCAAGCGCAAGGCUAAGUCGUUCGAAGGCAACAACAACUACGACACUCCCGAGCUCCGGGCGUUUUCGCCUCUCUCCACACGGUUCGUCAGGAUCUACCCUGAGAGAGCCACACACAGUGGGCUCGGGCUGAGGAUGGAGCUUCUGGGCUGUGAAGUGGAAGCUCCAACAGCCGGGCCAACCACACCGAAUGGGAACCCCGUGGACGAGUGUGACGAUGACCAGGCCAACUGCCACAGUGGCACAGGUGAUGACUUCCAGCUCACAGGAGGUACCACUGUCCUGGCCACAGAGAAGCCAACCAUUAUAGACAGCACCAUCCAAUCAGAGUUCCCGACCUAUGGUUUUAACUGCGAGUUCGGCUGGGGCUCUCACAAGACUUUCUGCCACUGGGAACACGACAGCCACGCGCAGCUCAAGUGGAGUGUGCUGACCAGCAAGACGGGGCCCAUUCAGGACCAUACAGGAGAUGGCAACUUCAUCUAUUCCCAAGCUGACGAAAAUCAGAAGGGCAAAGUAGCCCGGCUGGUGAGCCCCGUGGUGUAUUCGCAGAGCUCUGCUCACUGUAUGACCUUCUGGUAUCACAUGUCCGGCUCUCAUGUCGGUACACUGAGGGUCAAGCUGCGUUACCAGAAGCCAGAGGAGUAUGAUCAGCAGGUCUGGAUGGUGGUCGGGCACCAAGGAGACCACUGGAAGGAAGGGCGUGUCUUGCUGCACAAAUCUCUGAAACUGUAUCAGGUGAUUUUUGAAGGUGAGAUCGGGAAAGGAAACCUUGGUGGGAUCGCUGUGGAUGACAUCAGUAUCAACAACCACAUUUCUCAGGAGGACUGUACAAAACCAACAGACCUAGAUAAAAAGAAUACAGAAAUGAAAAUUGGUGAAGCAGGGAGCACCCCAGGAUAUGAAGGGGAAGGGGAAGGUGACAAGAACAUCUCCAGGAAGCCAGGCAACGUGCUAAAGACCCUGGACCCCAUCCUCAUCACCAUCAUAGCCAUGAGUGCCCUGGGGGUACUCCUGGGUGCAGUCUGUGGAGUUGUUCUAUAUUGCGCCUGUUGGCACAACGGCAUGUCGGAAAGAAACCUGUCCGCCCUGGAGAACUAUAACUUUGAACUUGUGGAUGGCGUGAAGUUGAAAAAGGACAAACUGAACCCACAGAGUAAUUACUCAGAGGCAUGAAGGCUCGGAGCUGGAGGGAGCGUGGGAGGACUGAGGUGGGAGAACAGCGGAGGUGCAGGGACUCUGCGGCUCUGCUUUCACUGGGAAGGGCGUCCACGACGCCAAGCCAGGCUUUUCUCAGGAGCUUCAAUGAGCGUCACCUACAGACGCAAACAGGUGACUGGUAACAACCGGAAUCACGUACAGCCGGCUUUCUUCUCUUGGUUUCACUGGGAUAAUCAGAAGCCAGUUGAGACCAAGUGUGACUGAUUUCAUGGCUCAUCCUCUUUUCCCGCUUUUUCCUCUCUCUUCUUACCCUGUGAUGGAUUCUUCUCGGAAACUACAAAAUCCAAGAUGCUGGCACCAGGCGUUGUUCAGUGGGCCCUUUGGAUGGACAUGCGACCUGUACCCCAGUGCCCAGAGUAUAUUAGCAUAACCACGUUUCAGGGGACGCCAAUCAUCCACCUUUGAGCGCAGGGGGGAUAAAAGAAUUAGACUAUUUUGUCUGCAGAGUACCGUGGCCUCAGUACCCAUAUAGCGUGUCAGCUCUGUUUACCAAGCAAUACCGACAGAUUUUCUUGAUGUUUUACAGUGUUGUACCGAAUCUCGUGUUUGUGACCUCCAUUCAGAAUACCAUAACAUGCAGCCACCAAACUGCUGGCACCCGGGUGUCCCGCUGAUGACCACCACAAAAGUCUUCGGCACUGGCUAGUCUUCGCCCUCUCAAGUGCCUUUUUGUUCGUACUGGUUCCUUGUGUCCCGUGGAUGACCCACUCUCUUUCUGGUGAAAACCCUUCUUUUUCAAUCAGACCUGGUGGCCCACUGACUAAGAAGAAAGUAUAUUUUAGUGUGCUACGCCGACCCGGGGAAGGCAAGGGCUCCGAAGACCUGGCAACGUGGCUUAAUCGUUCUGCUUUUUUCUGAAGUUCAAUGUCAUGUCUCUUGACCCUUUGUAUAAAGCUGCAAUGCUCUC
Molecule: messenger RNA, 4246 nt
Organism: Chionomys nivalis (European snow vole)
Lineage: Eukaryota; Metazoa; Chordata; Mammalia; Rodentia; Cricetidae
Gene: Nrp1
Product: neuropilin 1
Exons: 17
Coding region: 523-3294 (923 amino acids)
Biological process (GO): axon guidance; angiogenesis; vascular endothelial growth factor signaling pathway
Cellular component (GO): membrane
Molecular function (GO): vascular endothelial growth factor receptor activity; semaphorin receptor activity
Source: RefSeq, a predicted model, not a curated record